Messenger RNA from Capronia coronata CBS 617.96, 1548 nucleotides. RefSeq lists its product as uncharacterized. Gene Ontology annotation, cellular component: plasma membrane; fungal-type vacuole membrane. The record is from RefSeq and is a predicted model, not a curated record. Lineage: Eukaryota; Fungi; Ascomycota; Eurotiomycetes; Chaetothyriales; Herpotrichiellaceae. The transcript has 3 exons. The coding region runs from base 1 to 1548 and encodes 515 amino acids. Gene Ontology annotation, molecular function: transmembrane transporter activity. Gene Ontology annotation, biological process: transmembrane transport.
AUGACUUCCUACGAGAAGAGCGGCUAUGAUGUCGAAUAUCAACCCACCGAAAAACACAGGUCUACCAUCGCCCCAGACCAGUCAGGCGCCGUCCAUGGACAAUCCUUUGUGGCGGGCGACAGCCUUUACCACCGACUCCAGCGACUCGCUGGUCGAUAUGGCGUGGAACAGAGAGGAAUUGAACGUGUUCCUGAAGAUGAACGGACGGACAAGAGUACCGUGAAAGUUGGCACGAUGUGGCUUGCAGCCAACAUGGUGAUCUCGUCUCUCGCCAUUGGAGUGCUGGCCGUGCCAGUCUUUUCCAUGGGCUUCAUCGAUGGUGUUCUUACGAUUUUCUUCAUCAACCUUCUCGGCAUCUUACCGGUGUGUUUCUUCUCGACCUUCGGACCGCGAUUCGGCAUGCGACAAAUGAUCCUCAGCCGCUUUUGGUUUGGAUACUGGGGAGUAAAGCUGAUCGCCAUCUUCAACUGUUUGGCCUGUCUGGGCUGGUCGUCCGUCAAUGUGAUUGUGGGGGCCCAGCUUCUGCACGCCGUCAACUCCGACGUGCCUGGCUAUGCGGGCAUCAUCAUCAUCGCGGCCUGUACAUUCCUGGUCACGCUGUUCGGCUACAAGGUGGUGCACAUGUACGAGAUGAUCAGCUGGGUGCCGUGCUUCAUCAUCUUCCUGAUCGUGCUGGGCGAGUUCGCGCAUUCCGGCUCGUUCGAGAACCUCCCGAUGCCCAGCGGCGAGGGCGAGACGGCGUCGGUCCUCUCCUUCGCCGCCUCGGUCUAUGGGUUCGCCACCGGCUGGGCAUCCUACGCCUCCGACUACACGUGCUACCAGCCCGUAACGACGAGCCGGGUCAAGGUAUUCUUCUAUGUCUUCGCCGGCCUCCUCUUCCCCCUCUGCUUCACCGAGAUGCUGGGACUAGCCAUUGCCACCGCGACCAUCAACGACCCCGCGUACGCCGACGCCUACGCGAAAGACGCCGUGGGCGGUCUCCUGCACCAAGUCCUCGUGCCUCCCUUGGGCGGCUUCGGCAAAUUCUGUCUGGUCAUCCUGGCCCUGUCGAUCGUCGGCAACAACUGCCCCAACAUCUACAGCCUGACCUUCUCGCUCCAGAUCCUCACGCAUUACGCGCAGAAGGUGCCGCGCUUCUUGUGGACCCUCGCCGGCACCGUCAUCUACUGCGCCAUCGCGAUCCCCGGCUACAGCCACUUCGAGGACGUGCUCGAGAACUUCAUGCUGGUCAUCGGCUACUGGCUCGCCGUCUACGAGGGCAUUGCCCUGCCCGAACAUUUCAUCUUCAAGCGCGGCUUCGCCGGCUACGUCCCCGAACACUACGACCAGCCCAAGUACCUGCCGCCGUCCAUCGCCGCGCUCGGCGCCUUCUGUUUCGGCGUGCUCGGUGCCGUUAUGGGAAUGGCCCAGGUCUGGUUCAUCGGGCCCAUUGGGAAGCUGAUCGGCAUUGGCUACGGCGGUGAUAUUGGCUUUGAGCUGGCCUUCAGCUUCGCCUUUGUUACCUAUGUCUGUUUCAGGUCGAUUGAGAUCCGCUAUUUCCAUCGAUGA